AUGUCUUCCUUGCAACUGAUUGUUAUUCUUCUUGGAUUAUCUGUUUCGAAGGCAACCGAUCUAUGUUCCAGUCAGUAUGGAGGAUCAUGUGUUAACAAAUAUUUCAAUAGAUGUAUGUCUGGGCACUACUACUCUACAACAGGCUGUAGUGGGAGCGAGGAGAUCUGCUGUAUACCUCCAAGCCGUGUACCAACACAAACAAUACAGCCAGGUGAGUGUGGCAUACAAACAAACGGAGGAACCAACAGGAUCGUGGGCGGAACUCCGGCAGCUGUAGGGGAAUUUCCCUGGCAGGUGUCUAUGCAGUCACAUGGCCAGCACGUGUGCGGAGGGAUUUUGAUUGCUGACCAAUGGGUGCUUACGGCUGCUCACUGCUUCCGCGAAAACAAGAAUCCUUUUGCCUGGACAGUUGUGCUAGGAGAACACGACCGAGCUUUUCUAGAAGGAUACGAAAAACUGGAAAGGGUUGAAACACUUUUCAUUCAUUCCCAGUUUGACGAAACAUCGUUCACUAAUGAUAUUGCCAUUGUGAAACUAGGUGACAGAAUCAACAUCGAUGGACAGUAUGUCCGGUCAGUGUGUCUACCUGGCAUUAACACCACCUUCGACAACAUGAUCUGCACCAUUACUGGCUGGGGUGCUGCAUAUAACGGAGGUCACGGUACGCAUGCGCUAUACAAAGCAGAUCUUCCGUUGAUAUCUAACCAGGUUUGUUCCUAUCUGAUGGACAGAACGAUCCCAGAAACAGAGAUAUGUGCUGGGCAGAAACACGGAGGGGUCGACAGCUGUCAGGGUGAUUCCGGUGGACCAUUAGUCUGUCUAAAAAAUGGUAAAUGGAACGUGGUUGGUAUAGUUUCCUGGGGUUAUUCGUGUGCACAGGCGUACACCCCUGGAGUUUACACCCGUGUCCAAUCCUACCUUACAUGGAUUUAUCAAGUGAUGUCGUCAUACGGAGCUGCUGCUGUUCUUGGGUGA
This is a messenger RNA of Ylistrum balloti, 975 nucleotides long. Its product is annotated as transmembrane protease serine 3-like. Gene Ontology annotation, molecular function: serine-type endopeptidase activity. The record is from RefSeq and is a predicted model, not a curated record. The transcript has 7 exons. Gene Ontology annotation, biological process: proteolysis. Bases 1 to 975 code for a protein of 324 amino acids. NCBI's taxonomy places the organism in Eukaryota, Metazoa, Mollusca, Bivalvia, Pectinida, Pectinidae.